Saprolegnia diclina VS20 is the source of this 3458-nucleotide messenger RNA. RefSeq lists its product as hypothetical. The coding region runs from base 22 to 3405 and encodes 1127 amino acids. The transcript is spliced from 10 exons. NCBI's taxonomy places the organism in Eukaryota, Oomycota, Saprolegniomycetes, Saprolegniales, Saprolegniaceae. The record is from RefSeq and is a predicted model, not a curated record.
GCGCUAUUUCCAUUCUGGCCCAUGCAAGCCGGAGCCGAGGUCGUUCCCGUCGACAGCGCGAUGGCCGCCGCCGCGACGUCGCCCAAGCCAGAGCCACUCGCGUACGACGUGCAUCUCUUUGAGGCCUUCCCGGCCGUGUGCGCCAAGGGCAAGAACGGCGUCCAGACGUGCCAAGCCAUGUCGCUCUUCCUUCAAGAUCGCGCCAACUUUGAGAUGCUCUACAGCAAGCAGCUCGGCAAGAUCCAACAGAGCCCCAAGUCGGAGGACUGGGCGAAACAAGUGGCGUCAGUGUGGGCAGCCGUGCACAAGGCGAUGGCGUCCAUCUCGGCCGAGCACGUGGACUUUGCAAGCAAGCACACGACGAGCAUCGUCGCUGGCAUCAAGGCGUGCACGCUGCAGCAAGACACGCAGAUCCAGCGGCUCACGUCCGAGGGCCUCAAAAUCAAGAGCCGAUACCAAGACUACGCCACCAAGGCCAACAAGACCAAGGAGCGCUACGACAAGAAGUGCGCCGACGCGCUCGAGCUCCUCGCGUCACUGAACCGCAAGCCGGACGGCGACAAGUCGUCGGAUAUCUUUACCAAAGUGUGGGAUUCGACCAAGCACCUUGCGUUCACGUCGCAGGACCGCCAGCGCACCAAGAUCGCGGCCGCCAUGGACGACAUCGUCGCUGCCGAGGCCGCGUACACGCGCGCAGUGGAGGCGCUCGCUUCGCAGCGCACCACGUACGAGCGCAGCUUGAAGGACAACCUCCGGGCCUUUGAGGUUACCGAGGAGCAGCGCAUCGAGUACAUUAAAGAUCUGCUUUUGCGCACGGAAAAGGCGCGGCUCGGGACGCUCAAGAAGAUUGAGGCGGUCAUCGCCGACAUGCAGGCGGCCAUCCAGUCGAUCGAUGUGCUCGAUGACAUUGAGGAGGGACUCGUGCAAGGACUCGGGCUCCAGUCCCCCGAGCUCACGGCCGAAACGGCGUGGCUCCUCGACCCGGAGAGCACUCGACUGGCAGACCUCGUCACCGGCGUUCAGAGCAUGAGCGACCAAGGCGUCAUCUGCACCCACGCGAUGCUCAACACGCUUGUCGAGUACAUAUCCGCUGAAGAAACCUUUGUCCAAGCGCUCGACAAGCUCUCGAGUAUCCACGGGCCAACGCCCAACGAGAAAAUCGAGACAGGGCUCUUUGCGUCAUCGAACCCGGUGGUGGCCGACGAAGGUGCGACGUUGAGCGCCGCGUGGACCGCGGUCGUCGCUCAGCUGCAGCGGGUCGCGUACCUUCAUCGCGAAUUUGGGUCGCUCCUCGCCGAGCCCGUGCUCUUGAGUCUUGGCACGAUGAAGAACGAGUAUGACGAGACCAAGACAGCGCUGGACGCGGACCUCGGGCGACUCUACGGGACGAUCUUGGCCGAGCGACAAGCGCACUGGCGACUGCUGACGCGACUCGAGACGAAGCGCAAGGAGCUCGAGGCCAACCAGACGACGCAGACCGUCAACGUGGACAAGGAAGAUAUGCUGCACCACCUGGGGCUCGCCGACAGUCCGUCGGAGCGAGAGCGCAAGCUCGGCUGGAAGGUCGACCAGCUUCGCGACGAGAUUACGGAUCUCUCGGCCCAAGUCGACGCAAGUGCGGCCGCACUGCUUGACAAAGCCGAUACGUUUCGCGAGGAGCUCCAGCGCGUCCUCUCGGGGUACACGAAGAAUGAAAAAUACCGUCUCGAUGUCAAGAAGAGCUCAUUGCGGUCGCUCGUCAAGGCGCACGACCACCUCGUUUUGGGCUUGAAGCACGCGUCACAAGCCAUCGUCACUGACGUCGACCAGCUCUCGGCAACUGCCGACAUUCAAGAAUUUAUCCAACACGUGGUCGACGCGUCGCCGCCGACGACCGAAGGACCAAGCUUGGUGCCGCAGCUCUCGACGUCGCCCCUCCUGCUCGAGCAACUUCGCCGCCACACGUCAACGGCCAAGCCCAAGCUCGUGGCGACACCGAGCAACUCGAACCUCGCGCGGACCAUUGACGAGACGGAAGACUCGAACGCAAGCGACGCCGACGCGAUUUUGGACAAGAAGGACGAACUCAAGGACGACAAAGACUCGCUCCUCUUUGCGAUGGGCUCGGCUGAGUUUCAGCGCGUCUUCAACCUACCCGCGUCCGAGCAAGUCGUCGCGAGCUUUUCGUGUGCCCUGUACCUCAACAACUUUCCGUGUCAAGGUCGACUGUACCUCUCGCAGACGCACCUCUGCUUUACGGGCUGGCGCGACGCGUUUGUGGUGCUGCCGCUCACGGAGAUUACGCACAUGGAGCGCAAGAACACGGCGAUCGUGGUGCCCAAUGCCCUCGAGCUCACAACGGCGACGCAAGGUCGCUUCUUUUUUGCGUCGUUUCUCUACCGCGACGAAUGCAUGCAGUCAGUCGGUCAGCUGCGGCAGAUUCAGCAGCAAAUGCAAGCCAUCUUGACGCCCUCGGACGACGGCACGCCAGACGACGACGACAGCACCGCCUCAAACUCGGAGGGGUCGGAGACGCAAGUGAGUCUGGACAUUGCCGAGCAAGAGACGAUCCUAUCGCAAGACUAUGACGUGGUCAUGGACGAAGUGCUCUCGCUGCCAUUGGCUUAUGUGAACAAGGCGCUCUGGGGACCCGCCGCCUAUCUGGACGCGCUGCUGAAGGCAACAGGCGAGACCAACGUGAGCGUCGGCGAGUGGUCGCCGGGCCCGGUGCAGUACACGGCGUUCAAGCGUCAGGAAACGUUCCAAAAGGUGCGCACUGUCACGUAUACCCACAACAAGAAGUACAUGGUGGGACCGAGCGCGAUCCCGACGUCGCAGGAGCAGCGUCUCUCGUUUGAGGACGGCGUCGGCCUCGUGGUCAGCGUCACGGCGACGGUUGCCGACGCGCCGUACCACGACUACUUCCGCGCCGAGAGUCGCUGGCUCUUUACGCCGCAGCCCAACGGCGAUACUCGACUCCGCACCGGCGUGCGCCUCUUUUGGGUCAAGAGCACGUGGCUCAAGAAGCAGAUUGAGGGCGCGACCGCAUCCGAGUCGAAGGAAACCAUGAAGCUCUGGGCAGUCAAGGCGAUGGAAGCCUACAAGAAGACGACCGCCACGACCACGGCCAAGGCAACGCCCCCGACGAAGGCACCGAGUGCCGUGGUGCCGCCCGUUGCCGCUGAAGUGCCCAAGACGACGCCACCGGUGGCAACCAAGAUGGUCCUGCCCGAAGGGCGACUGGUGUGGGGCCUUGCGCUGCUGGCCUACUUGCUUGUCUUGCUCAGUCUCUGGCGCCUCGGGAGCCUCCAUCAGCGGAGCGUGGCCCUCCAGGAAGAACAAGUCGCGCUCCUUCGAGCCAUGCUACAGUCGGUUUCCGACGGCCAGCUGCGCGACGUCCUGCAACACGUGCUUCCGCCGCACUAAGGCUGCCAAGUGCUAUGUAUUUUGUCCAUAAUGUGUGCGUUUUUCUACUGCUG